CUAAUGUAAUAAUAUUUAAAAAAUAUUAAUAGCUAAUUACAGAAAGUAUUAAUUAAGCACCGCUAGUACAGAAUGGUCUAUACAGAAUUAAAGGAGAGAGUUAUCUAUUCAAACUCAUCCUCUACCUACAAUACAACUACUUAUAUAUAGAUGAUCAAAAGUUAAAAUUGAGUUGAGUUGAACAAACAAAGUUGAUCAGUUUGUUUAUGAUUAAUAAUUUCUUUGUUUGACAAUUGAUAAUUAUAUAUAAUUAAUUUAUUGGCAAAUAACAAUAGAUGUGGGUGUAGCCACCAUGGAAGGUUACAACAACAAUGAUCAGCAACAACAACCGCCGCCGGCUGCUUCUCAUCGCUAUCUUCAUCAGCUCUUCAGUACAACGGAGCUGAACCUCCAACAACAAACAACAACACUACCCUUAUCCAAUAAUCAUCAACAUAAUAAUAAUAACAACUUUGAUUAUGAUCAUGAUCACUAUUCUCAAGAAUCCAAGCAAGUUUAUUCUCCAGAAACUACUACUGAUCAGCCAACAGCUGUCUCCACUUAUACCCGCCGCCCUCGCGGGCGUCCACCCGGCUCCAAAAACAAGCCCAAACCCGCUAUCGUCCUAACCAGAGACACCCCAAAUGCCCUUCGAUCUCACGUCCUCGAGGUCUCGGCCGGAUCUGACAUCGUCGAAGGCGUCUCGGCCUACGCACGCCGCAGGGGAAGAGGUGUUUGUGUGUUUGGAGGUAACGGAACCGUCGCCAAUGUGAAGCUGCGUCAGCCGGCUUCCCCAGUGGCCGGAAGUGUGGUCACGCUUCACGGCCGUUUCGAUAUACUAUCGCUGUCGGGGACAGUACUUCCGCCACCUGCGCCGCCUGGCGCAGGUGGAUUGUCUAUAUUCUUGUCGGGUGGACAAGGACAGGUGGUGGGUGGAGCUGUGGUUGGGCCGCUGGUGGCGUCUGGUCCGGUGGUUCUGAUGGCGGCGUCUUUUGCCAACGCUGUUUUUGAAAGGCUGCCGCUUGAGGUUGAGGAGGAGGAGGAGGAGAGCACUGAAGCUCCUCCGGCGUCGCAGUCUUCGGGUGUUACUGCGGCAGCAGAGGGCGGCGUUGCUUUUUUUGGAAUGGGGUCAUCGAUAUCAUCGUCAGUAGCUGGGAAUUUUCCAUUUUCGGGUGAUAAUUUGUUGGGUUGGGGACCAGCUAAUAAUAACAUAUCAACUACUACUGUUGCUGCUGCUACUCCACCAAGACCUCCAUUUUAGUUGUUUGCAUAAAAUCUUGAUCUGAAUUUAAGAUGAUGAUGAUGGUGGU
This is a messenger RNA of Cannabis sativa, 1289 nucleotides long. Its product is annotated as AT-hook motif nuclear-localized protein 27. Lineage: Eukaryota; Viridiplantae; Streptophyta; Magnoliopsida; Rosales; Cannabaceae. The coding region runs from base 293 to 1240 and encodes 315 amino acids. Gene Ontology annotation, biological process: vegetative to reproductive phase transition of meristem. Gene Ontology annotation, molecular function: DNA-binding transcription factor activity; minor groove of adenine-thymine-rich DNA binding. The record is from RefSeq and is a predicted model, not a curated record. Gene Ontology annotation, cellular component: nucleus. The transcript has a single exon.